AGACUCCUCAACGUCUGGUGCAUCCUUCCAACGGGUCGCGCGCGAGCCACGCACGUGCCACACCGGCCAUGAGCGUGCCGAAAGGGCAUUGGUUUCAUUACGUGUCGGUGGCGGGCAACUUGCAUCCCUUGGAGAGCUUGGUGGUGUAUGCUCUUGGCCUCGGCAUUUGGAUGGCACCACCCGAGUUGAAGACGCUCUUCUACACGAAUUGCUGGGUGCAGGCGGCCUUGUUUCUGCCAUUUGUUCAGUUGCCGGUGGCCCUGACCGGUCACAUGGCCUAUGUUGACAUUGCCUGGCCCAGUGGACUGGUGGCCAUUGCACUGGUGGCAUUUCUCAAUGGGUCUGGCUUCUGGCCACGGCGCUGGUUGAUGUCUGCUUGCUACCUCUUGCAUGGUGGCCGCAUGGCCCUGGGCGCCCUGGUGAUGUUUGGCCAGUCGACCAACUUCACCUACCGCUUCGCCGAAGACUUGCCUCGCUAUCGCUAUGCGAAGCACAAGUGGUCCCAGAUCGACGGCAUGCCGGAAAGCCAUUGGUGGCUAAAGAUGCAGCAAGAAACCUUGGGCCAGGGCUUCUCCAAUUCCGUGUUGCUGUGCGUGCCCGCCUUCCUGACCGUCAGCAACCCGGCGGAAGGUCUACAUCUCUUGGAGUGGAUGGGACUGGGCAUCUGGCUGGGUGGAUGGAUGUUCGAAAGUGCUGCAGACCUCCAGAAGAUCUCCUUCAUGGAGGAGCAACAACGCCUUCGCCGUGAAGGUCUGAAUCCGGGAUCCCCGGCCACCUUGGGCCUGGCACCCUGUGACAGGUACUUCUUGUGGACGCUUUGUCGUCAUCCGAACUAUUUUGGUGAAUGGACGGCGUGGCUGGGCCUGGCCAUCGCGGCGUUGCCCUCUUUGACUUCGGAGCCUUUGCAGGGUCAUGUGCUGGCGAGGCUGGUGUAUCUCUUAGCGAUCCUUCUGAUUCCUCGCUUGUUGUAUGAUUGCUUGGUGCAUUGGACCGGAGCGGGUCCCGCGGAACAUUUCAGCGUGAAGAAACGACCCAACUACAUGGUCUAUCAGAAGGAAGUGCGUUGCUUCUUCCCCUUUCACGUGCCCUUGGUGGAUCAUCACCAGCAGGAAGGAUGGCCAAGCUUCGAGGUAUCCUAGAGUCGUAGAGUGACGGCCUCAAAAACGUCUCGAUCGGGUUUUGAAUGCAGAGGUGGCGC
Molecule: messenger RNA, 1198 nt
Organism: Durusdinium trenchii
Lineage: Eukaryota; Dinophyceae; Suessiales; Symbiodiniaceae
Source: the annotation of a GenBank genome assembly